Molecule: messenger RNA, 2696 nt
Organism: Nymphaea colorata (pocket water lily)
Lineage: Eukaryota; Viridiplantae; Streptophyta; Magnoliopsida; Nymphaeales; Nymphaeaceae
Product: O-fucosyltransferase 29
Exons: 10
Coding region: 478-2022 (514 amino acids)
Source: RefSeq, a predicted model, not a curated record
AUUCCCUUGAAACCGUUCUCACUGCGGCGCGGGAGCUCCAGAUCUCGUAAUAACGGCAUGGACAAUGAAAGCGCGGACUCAGAAAACAGCGGUCUCUCUCUUCUGCAGAUCUUCCGGUGAGCCGGACACGAAGGAAUUGUCCGCGCGCCGGAUUCUCUGGAAACCUAGGGAAACUUCCGAGCAGAGUAAUUCCCGCCUCUCCCUCCCCGUCUGCCCCCCUCCUGCAUUGCGGACUGCAAGGCGAUACGUAAAUGUGGGUGAUUCUGGAAGUUUCGUUUAGUUUGGAUGGGUAAUCUGGAGGUGGUCCUGUUCGAUGGUAUGGUUUGCGAAUUGCGAUAUUUUUAGAGGUGUGCAUUUCGUGGGUAUAGGUCUUUCAGCGGUUAUGCUUGAAAGGGUGAAGAGGGAAGCUGGAUGUUAAUGGCUUCAGAAGUCAGGAUUGGAUGCUGAGUUUUUGUUUAUUUUCAGUAUUUUGGCAAGAUGGGUGCAGUUAAAUUGCGUGGUUGCAGGUUUAGGAGAGUGAAAAUGGGCUUUCCCUUAUCGAAGUUGCACUUGCAACAGAGGCAUUUUCAACAGAAAUGUAGGUGGCUAAGGAGACCUGCUUCUGUUUCAGUGAUAUGUGGAUCAGCUAUUUUCGCCCUUGCACUUGUUUCUCUAUUUAGUGGGUCUUUAAUUGAUCUUGAGCUGUAUCCACAGCAGUUCCUGAGGCGCCCCUCUAUUUUCAAGAUGGAAGAACGUCAUGCUGCGCCAAUUAAUAUAUGGAAAUCAAAGGCAGCUAAGUUCUACUGUGGUUGUGCUAAUAGAGGCCCUCAUUUUUCUCCUGCUGUGCGUGAAAGGAUGUCGAAUGGGUACUUGCUGAUUGCUGCAAGUGGAGGACUAAACCAACAAAGAGUAGGGAUAACAGAUGCAGUAGUUGUCGCGAGGGUACUGAAUGCCACACUGGUUGUACCUGAGUUGGAUCAUCAUUCUUUCUGGAAGGACAACAGUGAUUUUGUCGACAUCUUUGAUGUUGACUGGUUUAUUUCUUCACUUUCAAAGGAUGUAACAAUUGUCAAGAGGGUUCCUGACAAAGUAAUGAGGUCAAUGGACAAACCACCGUAUACUAUGCGAGUUCCACGAAAAUCAUUGCCUGAAUACUAUCUGGAGGAAGUUCUUCCUAUCCUCCAUAGAAGACGGGUGGUGCAGUUGACAAAGUUUGACUAUAGACUCUCAAAUAGUCUAGAAGAUGAGUUACAAAAGUUGCGUUGUCGAGUAAGUUUUCAUGCUUUGCGGUUUACAAGACCAAUUAGAGAAAUGGGACAGAUGCUCGCAAAAAAAAUGCAAAGUAUGAGUGGCGGACGUUACAUUGCAAUUCAUUUGAGGUUUGAGCCUGAUAUGCUUGCUUUUUCUGGAUGCUAUUAUGGUGGAGAUAAAAAGCAAAGAGAAGAGCUGAAUGAGAUAAGAAAGCGCUGGGCAACAUUACCUGAUUUGGGUCCAGAAGGUGAGCUAAGACGGGGAAAAUGCCCGCUUACUCCACAUGAGGUCGGCUUAAUGUUGAGAGGGCUUGGUUUCAAGAAUGACUCGUAUAUAUAUGUCGCUUCUGGAGAAGUUUAUGGAGGAGAGGAAACCCUUGAUCCUCUUAGAGGCCUAUUUCCAAACUACUACACUAAAGAGAUGCUGGCAGGUCAAGAAUUGCGUCCCUUCAUGCCAUUCUCCUCUCGCCUUGCUGCUAUCGAUUACAUUGUAUGCGACUUGAGUGAUGUGUUUGUUACAAACAACAAUGGGAAUAUGGCAAAGGUGCUGGCUGGGCGUCGGAGAUACAUGGGUCACAAAAGAACAAUUCGCCCUAAUGCAAAGCGUUUGAGCUCAAUACUGAAAGGUCGCCAUGAAUUGGAGCCAGAAGUGCUUGCAAGGAAGAUCAGAUCUUGCCAGAGAGGUUUCAUGGGAGAACCAGAUGAAAUGAAGCCAGGACGAGGCGACUUCCAUGAGUUUCCGUAUUCUUGUAUAUGUAAAAAACCGAAGUACACGAACAGCAGCACUACUUAGCAAGAGAAGUUACACCAACGUCAGAGGUCAACAGUUAGCCAUGCACCGACACAGCCUUUUUUCCAGAAAACGAUUGAUGAAGAUGUUGGAUGCGAUUGACAUCUGUUGGGUUCUAAAUUCUAAUGUCUGAAACCAGGAUCUACCACCGAGGAAGAUCGUGACUGAACUCUAGGAAGUUGCUUGCCCCUGCCUGAUUAAUCAGAAUCGAUGAACCAAGCGGUGGCGUAUAGAGGCUUUGUGGACUUUCUGAUGGCUUUUGAGAGAAGCAGGAGGCUGUAUGGACUUCUGAUAGCUCUCAAAUGACAGAUGAGAAGAUUGUGCACCGUAGAAGACCCAUGGGCCAUCAAUUCUCAGUCAGGGACCACCUCCGUGUUCAUUUGAAUCUCUGGUUACAUCAAGAACGAGAUCUUAGAUUAAUGUCCAAGAACGGAAGACGAAGAAUUGUUUCAAAUGGUUCCCCUUAUUUGGGUUCACGAUGGCAUGAACUUCAAAGUGGAGACAUAUUAAGGCUGUCCUUGAAUUUCACAUUAUCGGUCCUUCCUUAUAAGUGAUUGUAGGCGAUUAUCGGUCCUUCCUUAUAAGUGAUUGUAGGCGAUUAUCGGUCCUUCCUUAUAAGUGAUUGUAGGCAUCCCCCUGCAGUGGUAUGAAACGUUUUUCAUGUUUUACAGAAGCAA